Molecule: messenger RNA, 474 nt
Organism: Papaver somniferum (opium poppy)
Lineage: Eukaryota; Viridiplantae; Streptophyta; Magnoliopsida; Ranunculales; Papaveraceae
Product: B3 domain-containing protein At2g33720-like
Exons: 1
Coding region: 1-474 (157 amino acids)
Molecular function (GO): DNA binding
Source: RefSeq, a predicted model, not a curated record
AUGGCAGCUGCAUUAGAAUUAGCACCAGUGGCAUCGUCUUCCAGUAGGCCUCUUGUCUACCAUCACUCCCUACUUAACAAAUGCGAUGAUCAAGUUACACCACUCUUCAACGAUGAUGGUCCAUGGGAAAUCAAGAAAAAACUUAAAAAGAGUGAUGUUGGGAAACUGAGUAGACUUCUUCUGCCUCGUGGCAUGGUUGAGAAACACAUAUUCCGGUAUUGGGAUGAGGAACGUGUGCAGCGGUGGUUGGAUGAUAUUGAUGGGUAUCCCAUGAAGGUUAUGGAGUUCGAUACUUUGAAGGUUCAUGAACUAGUAUUCAAGAAUUGGAAAAGUAAUAAUUCCUAUGUAUUGCAAGGUGAAUGGAUUUCUAAAUUUGUUAAGCCCAUGGGGUUAGAAGUUGACGAUGAGAUUGGAAUGUUUUAUGAUUCAACGUCGGAUCGCUUUGUUUUCAAACUACUCAAGAAGCAUGUUUGA